Molecule: messenger RNA, 591 nt
Organism: Jaminaea rosea
Lineage: Eukaryota; Fungi; Basidiomycota; Exobasidiomycetes; Microstromatales
Exons: 1
Coding region: 1-591 (196 amino acids)
Source: RefSeq, a predicted model, not a curated record
AUGCCUCUCAGGGAUCGCUUCGAAAUGAUGCGCGCCUUCUCGAUCCAGUCGCGCAAGAAGACCAAGGAGCUGAAAGGCAAGAGCAGAGAAAUCGAGCCCGUAUCUGCUCGUGAGGCUGCUGUCGCUGCUGCCAAGGCCGAUGGGGAUGGUAGCUUGCUUCCCAAAUACAGUGACCUGGUCAGUAGCGUCACCGGUAAUUCUGACUCCUCUGCCACCUCGACUCCCUCUGGCUCCUCUGACCUCUCGCCAGCGGACUUGUCAUCCGUCUUGGAAAUGACUGCCUCUGACGCAACGGCUGCCGCUGAGAAGCAGAGGCUUCGCGCCCGUUACGACAAGCUGGAGGAGGAGUACCUGAAGGGCCUGAACAGGAAAGCAGGUGCUGCGUUACCUUCUACGUCGCUUGACAUGUGUCCUCGCCCAGGGGUCGGAGCACAGUACGACUCCAGGGGUAAUGGAAACAGUACAGCUGCGGUCGACGUCGCCGCUGAUUCUCUGCCGGCUCAAAAGUACCGUCCUCAGGAUGAUAUCGAUGUCUUGCCCAAGAAGAAGGGCCCAAAGCUCUCCAAGUGUAAGAGCGUCAAAAAUCUCUGA